Tarenaya hassleriana is the source of this 2164-nucleotide messenger RNA. Its product is annotated as SNF1-related protein kinase regulatory subunit beta-1. Gene Ontology annotation, molecular function: protein binding. The transcript has 5 exons. NCBI's taxonomy places the organism in Eukaryota, Viridiplantae, Streptophyta, Magnoliopsida, Brassicales, Cleomaceae. The record is from RefSeq and is a predicted model, not a curated record. Bases 75 to 998 code for a protein of 307 amino acids.
AGCUCCAAUUCCUCUCCCUCAUCCCCGAUCCCUCCUCCUCCUCCUCCAUCGUCUCUCUCUCUCUCGGUGUUCAGAUGGGUAAUGCCAACGGCAAAGAAGACGACGCCGGCGGCGGCGGCGGCGUCGAAGGUGGCGGGGGAGAUAGCAUGUUGUCCUCGGCUAGAUCCAACGGCGGCGAUCCCGGCGGCCGGAGCAAUCCUCGCCGUCCCUCCUCUGACUCCAUGAGCAGUUCUCCUCCUGCAAGCCCCAUUCGCUCCCAGUCUCCUUUCCUAUUCGCUCCUCAGGCACCCGUGGCUCCAUUGCAAGUGUCCAAUGCCCCUCCGGUUCCUAGUCAUAUCCGGUUGAACCAAUAUCAAGGAAAUGUUGAUAAUCCCUUGGAACCAGGAAUCCCUACCAUCAUUACGUGGAAUCUGGGGGGUAAUGACGUGGCAGUUGAGGGAUCAUGGGACAAUUGGACAUCGAGGAAGAAACUGCAGAGAUCUGGCAAAGACUAUUCGAUACUCUUAGUACUUCAAUCUGGUAUAUACCAUUACAAGUUCAUCGUGGAUGGAGAACGGAAAUACAUCCCGGAUUUACCCUUAGUAUCCGAUGAAAUGGGCAGCGUUUGUAACAUUCUCGAUGUUCAUAACUUUGUGCCGGAAAACCCCGAAAGCAUAGCAGAGUUCGAGGCACCACCAUCCCCAGAAUACAGCUACAGCCAACAGCCCCUUAGCGGGGAAGAUUUCGCUAAAGAACCUCUAAUGGUACCUUCCCAACUCGGUCUAACCGUUCUCGGUGCCGGUGACACAGCCAUUGCAUCUUCUUCUUCUUCUUCCUCCUUGUUUCCGGCUUCUUCCUCAAAGCCUCAGCACGUGGUGCUUAACCACUUGUUUGUACAGAGAGAACGGGAAUCUCAGCCCGUUGUGGCCUUAGGGCUAACCCACAGGUUCGAGUCCAAGUACAUAACUGUCGUCCUCUACAAGCCGCUUAGACGGGGAACGUUGGCAGAAACGGGUUAAUCGGCAGCCAUUAGGCUUGGUUUCGUCGGUUUUAUGAUGGGUCGAAUCCUCACCCUUCUUCUUGUUCUUCUUCAUCUCCUUCUUCUCCUUCUUCUUCCUCUUCCUCUCUUCCUCUUUCUUUGUCCUCUUCUUUGAACUAAAGCAUUUCCAGCCGCGGCUGCAGAGAAAGGUUGACAAGAGGGAGGAAGAAACAGUGUUGGAUUCAUUUAGAGGAAUCUUUCUUGUGGGUCUGGUUUCCACUUGGGUUGAUAGGUAUGUAAAGCCAAUAGGAGCUUUGGUUAGGAUUGGAGGUGUAACAUUGGUAAAAUAAAGUUUAUAUAUAUAUAUAUAUAUAAAAGAAAUGAGAAUAAUAGGUGAAGGCAAGGCAGAGCUAGGAAAAGCAAAAUAAAAAACGACUGAUGAUUUUGGACAUUUGGAGCAAUAAAAAAAAUCUGAAAUUUUGUCCAAAUAUGCUCCAAAACUAUGGGAUUAUAAUUGGUUAAACAUAUGAUGAGAUGACCCUUUUAUACUUAAAAAAAAAAACAAAUUGAAUUAAAAGGGUUGGAUGCCCAAAAUCACCGACGUCUCAAUAAAGACGAGAAAGAAAAAGAAAAGACGGCUGAUGAUUUUGGACUUUUGGAGCAAUAAAAAAACAAAACCAAAUGUCUGAAAUUUUGUCCGAAAGAUGGCACUUGCGUUUGGUCGCAUUUUCCGAGAGUUCAAUUUUCUUUUUAUUUUGUUCGAUCUUAUCUUCUAUUUGGUCACUCGUGGCCCAAGGGCUAAGGAAAAGAGAAUUUUAUAUUGAAAAAAUGAUUUUCUUUUUCCAAUGUUCAAAGCUUGUAACCUGCGUGUAAAAAGCUCAAAGCGAUGUACAUGCAUUGUAAAAAAUUAAAUUUUGAGACAGCAAAAAAGAAGAUGCAGAAAGGAAACACCAUGGAAAGAAAGAAAGGAGAUAAGCAUACCGUAACCAAGCCAUCAAUCAUCAUCAUGAUUUUGAAAUGUUCCCAAAACCCAAAACCCUAAACGACUAUCUCAAAAUUUCACCCAAAAAAGAAAAACCCUUUCUCCUUGCAAAUUUCCAAAUAAGGGAGAGAGAGAGAUGUCAAAGAGGAUCAUACGGGAAUUGUUCACAUAAAACAAAACACAAAACACAAAACACAAAAAAAAAAAAACCAAAUGGAUUAAAA